AAUCUCUUGAGGACCCUGCUGUCCACCUGGACAAAGCAUCAACUAGCCCAGGUUUGGGCAACAGAUGCCUACUGGCGUGAGUGAGGAAGCUUCCCUCUUGCCAGAUGACCUGCAGUACGCCAUGCAACAUGCUCAUACCACCGAAUGUUUCUCUGAAAGCAUCCCUGCACCCUCAAGCAAGUAUGAAAUCCAGCAAGCACAGGACUUGCAGCUGCUCAGGUUUUCCCAGUCAAUCAUUCACUCCUGGAUAGGCCCUGUGAUGCCAUCAAGCGGGGAGUUCACGAACAGACUGGCCUUUGGGCCAGGAGUGAAUAAAAAACUCCGAGAUUUGGAAGAAGGUAUCCAGGCUCUAAUUGGGGACAUGGGAGGGAACUCACGAAGCCUUCAGAUACCCACCAAUGACAAGUUGGAUGUCAACCUCCGGACUGACGAUUCCGUGGUGAGAAACUACGGCCUCUUUUCCUGCUUAAAGACAGACCUGCACAAGGUGGAGAUCUAUGUUACAACGAUAAAAUGCCGGCGUUUGGGGGGAAACGACUGUAACAUCUCUGCCUUCUGAGUGCAGGAAAAUUCUGCUGAUGCCUACUCUGUGACCUCCUGUGCAAGGGAAAAAUCUGA
Molecule: messenger RNA, 618 nt
Organism: Hemicordylus capensis (graceful crag lizard)
Lineage: Eukaryota; Metazoa; Chordata; Lepidosauria; Squamata; Cordylidae
Product: somatotropin-like
Exons: 4
Coding region: 65-559 (164 amino acids)
Biological process (GO): positive regulation of tyrosine phosphorylation of STAT protein; positive regulation of growth; positive regulation of receptor signaling pathway via JAK-STAT
Cellular component (GO): extracellular region
Molecular function (GO): hormone activity
Source: RefSeq, a predicted model, not a curated record